AGUGCAAACCAAAGCGGCGUUAGUGUCACAUACAACUGCAAUAAAUUUCCUAAAUUUCAGCCCUUUUGGCGUGGUUUUGACAGCAACGCCUCGUCACUUCUGUAGUUUAUAGAAACUGUAGACAAAACAAACAUUCAUGAGCUGGUGUUGAAAAUGAUUAUGGACGGCGGUGGUAGGAAAAAGUGCUGAACGGCAGAGAUCUCUCCCGUUUUUUGGUGGUUAAAGUUUGCUGAAAAUAUUUUCAACUCUGCCGCUAGUGCUUAGUUAUUAUGGUGUUUUCGAAGCGGAAGAUGAAGCAGCUGUUCGCGUUUGGUGUGGCCGUAGUUCUCGUGAUCUGUUUGUACAAGUCGUGGGGCAAUCCAACCGGCGACGGCAAACUGAGUCUGGGAAUUGGAAAUAAAAAUGAUCUCGAUCACGGCGGAGAACGGUUGAAAUAUGUACAUCAGCGGAACGAACAUCCGUCGUUGGAUGAUCCCCAGGCAGUGGCACCCAAGACACACCCGGAUGCCGACAUGGCCGAUGGGUUCGAUGAAGAGCAUGAGUCGCUGCAUUCGGCCAAGAAGCAGAUUCUUGAGCUUGAGCGAAAGAUUCAGGAGCUGGAAGGCCGGAUACCGCGGAAAUAUCCCGACGUCACUUUUCUGAACUACAAAAAUAGAAAGCGAAUACUGAUCACCGGCGGGGCCGGUUUCGUAGGCUCUCACCUUGUCGAUUACCUGAUGAUGCAAGGGCACGAGCUGAUUGUGGUGGAUAAUUUUUUCACUGGGCGCAAGCGCAAUGUCGAACACUGGUUGGGUCACGAAAACUUCGAGCUGAUCCAUCAUGACAUCGUCAACCCGCUGUUCAUCGAGGUGGACGAAAUAUAUCAUCUUGCCAGUCCGGCCAGUCCACCGCACUACAUGUACAAUCCGGUGAAGACGAUCAAAACCAACACGCUGGGUACGAUCAACAUGCUCGGCUUGGCGAAGCGGGUAGGAGCGAAGGUGUUGAUUGCCAGCACUUCGGAGGUGUACGGAGAUCCGGAUGUGCAUCCACAGCCGGAGACCUACUGGGGUCACGUAAAUCCGAUUGGACCGAGAGCCUGUUAUGAUGAGGGCAAACGUGUGGCUGAAACGCUCAGUUAUGCCUAUGCCAAACAGGAAAAUGUCAAUGUUCGCGUGGCACGAAUCUUCAACACUUACGGUCCCCGGAUGCACAUGAACGACGGCCGAGUGGUGUCUAAUUUUAUCAUCCAGGCCCUGCAAAACCAGUCAAUUACGAUGUACGGAAGUGGAAAGCAGACACGAUCUUUUCAGUACGUCUCCGAUCUGGUGGACGGUUUGGUCGCACUGAUGGCUUCCAACUAUACGCAGCCUGUUAACUUAGGGAAUCCGGUGGAACGUACUAUCGAAGAGUUCGCCGAGAUCAUCCGGGAUCUAGUUGGAUGCAAGAGCAAGAUCGUCGAGCUGCCCGCAGUGGAGGACGAUCCACAGCGGCGGAAACCUGAUAUUUCCAGAGCCAAGAAAUAUCUCAACUGGGAGCCGCGGGUUCCGCUGAAGGAAGGUCUAGAGAAAACCAUCGAAUACUUCCGGAAGGAGCUGGCCCGCUCAAACCACUCCCAGCGCAAUAUUUUCGUGCCAGAAACGACGGAGAGAGCGUGGCACUAGCAGAGUACCAGGUGGUGAUUGGCCAAUGGAGCAAAAUAGGUGCUAUGAGCACUCGGGUGGUAAGAAGCGGAUAAUGACCACACGAUGGAAGCUAACGUAAAUGGGUGCAAUUUUCUGGUUCAUUUCUCUUGCCCAUCAUGUUUGCAGUACAAAUUUUUCAACGUUCUAAACAGUUAAAAUAUCCAGAACCAUUCAUCCUUUUACCUGUGUCUGAUAAGGUGUGUGAAUUUGAUAGUCUUGUCGCAGAAACUUCGAGCGCUUGAAAAGAGGAUUAUAGAAUGUCAAUAGAUUAAAAUAGAAUUGACUUUAGGGCGCGGUUCAAAACUUUUUGUUUUUGUUGGCUUUUAGCAUAAAUUUAUUUAGAAAUUUAUUGCACUCAACCGUUUGCGAAUGUUUCUUCUGUCUAGUCUGUUUUUAUUCUACGCUGUUCAUUUUUUUUUUCUUGUGUGCGAAUGUAAAAAUAACUCAUUUCAGUUUAUAGGGUUGUAAAUAAAGGCGAAAUAGUUGUUAGUAUUAUAA
Messenger RNA from Wyeomyia smithii (pitcher-plant mosquito), 2162 nucleotides. RefSeq names its product UDP-glucuronic acid decarboxylase 1 (gene Uxs). The record is from RefSeq and is a predicted model, not a curated record. Lineage: Eukaryota; Metazoa; Arthropoda; Insecta; Diptera; Culicidae. Gene Ontology annotation, molecular function: NAD+ binding; UDP-glucuronate decarboxylase activity. Gene Ontology annotation, cellular component: cytoplasm. The transcript has 5 exons. Gene Ontology annotation, biological process: D-xylose metabolic process. Bases 270 to 1643 code for a protein of 457 amino acids.